Messenger RNA from Meloidogyne enterolobii, 1257 nucleotides. Lineage: Eukaryota; Metazoa; Nematoda; Chromadorea; Rhabditida; Meloidogynidae. The record is from the annotation of a GenBank genome assembly.
AUGUUAUUAACUAAUUUUAAAUAUUUUGCAAACUUGAGCAACAGAAAUACAGUCCACGUUUUAUUUCGUAAUUUAAGCAAGACUGCUUCUCAACAAAAGACUUCUCAACAAAAAACCUCCCAGCAUUAUAUUGAAAAAGAAGCAAAAUAUGGUGCUCACAAUUACAAACCUAUACCUGUCGUUAUUUCUCAUGGAAAAGGUUGUAAUGUUUGGGAUGUUGACGGCAAAAGUUAUUAUGACUGUUUAAGUGGAUAUUCAGCUUUAAAUCAAGGCCAUUGCCAUCCUCGUCUAGUUAAAGUUAUGCAAGACCAAUGCCAAUUGUUGACUUUAACAUCACGCGCAUUUUAUACAAAUGCUUUGGGGGAAUAUGCAGAAUACUUGACUAAAUUAUUUGGAUAUCAGAAAAUGAUGCCUAUGAAUUCUGGAGUUGAAGCAGUCGACACAGCAGUAAAAUUAGCAAGAAAAUGGGCUUAUGAAGUUAAAGGAGUUCCUCCAAGCCAAGCGAAAAUAGUUUUUGCAAGAGAUAAUUUUCAUGGACGUUCUCUUAUGGCUUGUUCAGCAUCUACUGAUCCCGAUUGUUUUGAAAAUUUUGGACCUUUUUUGCCAAACUUUUUGCAUGUAGAAUUUGACAAUUUGACAGAAUUGGAGAAAGCACUUUCUGACCCUCAUUGUGCUGCUUUUGUGGUAGAGCCAAUACAAGGGGAGGCAGGUGUUGUUAUGCCUAGUGAGGGAUAUUUAAAAGGAGUACGUGAACUUUGUACAAAAAAUCGAGUUUUGAUGGUUGCUGAUGAAGUACAGACUGGAUUGGGGAGGACAGGAAGAAUGCUCUGUUGUGACCAUUACAAUGUCAGACCAGAUAUAGUAACAUUAGGCAAAGCCCUUUCUGGCGGUCUCUACCCAAUUUCGGCAGUUUUGGCUGACGAUGAAAUUAUGUUAACAAUAAAACCAGGCCAACACGGGUCAACUUAUGGAGGAAAUCCUUUAUCUGCAAAAAUAGCAAUAGAAGCAUUAAAAAUUAUUAAAGAAGAAAAUUUGUGUGAAAAUGCUUCAAAAAUGGGAAAUUUAUUAAUUAAUGAAUUGAAUAAAUUACCCAAAAAUGUUGUCAGUUGUGUUAGAGGGAAAGGACUUUUAUGUGCUAUUGUUAUUAAUGAAUCUAUAAAUGCUUGGGAUGUUUGCCUUAAAUUAAAAGAAAAUGGCCUUCUAGCUAAAAAUACCCACAAACAAAUUAUUCGAUUUGCACCUCCUUUGGUAGGCUAA